CCCCCACCCGCAGCGAGUUCGGCUUCUCCGUCGCCGGCAAGCGCAAGCGCUCGCCGGAGUUCCCCUGCGCGUCGCGCUUCCGGCAGCGGCGGCUCAUCUCCUUCCUCGGGCACCACAACUUCAACCGCACCGUGGAUGUGUUGGUGACCCAGACGGACGUGUUCCUGUGCCUGAAGCACAUGGCCUAGCUGGUGGACGCGGGCUCCUGGGACAAGGCCAUCGACUACCUCUCCCGCUUCCUGCCCUCCGACCGCCCGCUCGGCGUCCACGGCCGCGCCCUCUUCCACUACCUCCGCGUGCACAAGGCCAUCGACGACGUGCUCGCUGGAGCCCCGGAGGCCCGCUCCGUCACCACCGCCCUCGACCAGUGCAUCAUCCGCCACCCCACCAAGAGCCACGCCCUCACCAGGCUCCGCGCCAUCUUCUCCUCCCUCCUCUGCUCCAAGAGAUACAGGGCUGUCCUGGACACAGGGCGCGUGAGGCACGAGGCUAAACUGACUAUCGUCGACUUGGUUUGUAAGACUCCAGAGUUGAAAGACCAUAUGCGACCCGCCCGCGGCUCAAUGGAACCCCAGAACGUGCUUCCCAUUGGCUUCGGCUACGCUUGUUUCCGUCCGAGGCGCCACGUGAAGAAACGAGGCGGCCGGAUCCCGGCGUCUGUGCUUGGCAGGCUUUAUCUUGAGAAGAAGAAGAAGAUGCUGCCUUCUUUGACUUCAGACCAUCACUCCCAGGGGUUAACUCGUGGUGGUCCGGUUACUCCAGUCUCACGGACUAAUCUUGCUACCUUCAAAGUGGUUACUAAUCGUACAUUAUUCCGCAAGGCAAAAGAAUGGAUGGUAUAUUUUACAGAGGAAUGUUUGAAAGCUUGGCCAGACGCGAGUCAAGAUGAUCUACCUCAACUUUUCUGCAAGGAUGGUGAUCCUGAUGGCACAGUCUCCCGUACAGUGCCUGGUAGCUUGACUAGUCUUGCUGAAAAUUCAGCGAUUGCAUCAGUCAAAAAGCCAGGUAACUUAGUUGCAUAUUCUGAAAUCUCCAUACCAGGCUAACCCCAUCUGCAAAAUUUGUCUAGAUUGGUCGUUAAAAAACACCAAAUAUUGGCUGACAAGUUAUUUAUAUCACGAUUAACGGAUUUUGAUUUCCCAUUCUUUGAUUUCAUUAAUACAGAUUAUAACUGGUCAUGCUGGUAGUUUUCGUUUGAUGUGCUUUCAUGAGUCUUGCAUUGGUUUGACUCUUCUCUUUUCCUUGAGUCCAUGGUAAUUUCAGAAUAGCCUGCAGCAGGGACAUGCAUAAGCUUGUGUACUGUAUUGCUUGGGAAAAAAGUACUAUGUGUACUGGAAACAUGCGUGCACCUUCUUGGUCAUGUCCACAUGUUCCUUUUUAUACUGCACAUUGGUCCUCCUAAUUUCUUGAUAUAU
This is a messenger RNA of Triticum dicoccoides, 1415 nucleotides long. RefSeq lists its product as uncharacterized. The coding region runs from base 543 to 1046 and encodes 167 amino acids. The transcript is spliced from 9 exons. NCBI's taxonomy places the organism in Eukaryota, Viridiplantae, Streptophyta, Magnoliopsida, Poales, Poaceae. The record is from RefSeq and is a predicted model, not a curated record.